GCCGUAGGCCUCUGUGGCGGACGCGGGGCCUGGACUGGCGUGUGCCCUCUGGGUGGCUGCGGAACGCUGCGUGCGCCGGCGGAGUUUCCGCGGGGGACGGCGUUAGCCGCCGCACGCCGAGACGCGGCAGUUUCGUUCCCCGGUGGCGGCGGAGCGCAGGGAGGCGGGCGCGAUGGCGCUGAGCGGGCUCAUCAGGAAACUCGGGCACCGGCUGGCCGAGAUCCGUGCGCGCGCGCUCCGGAGCCUGCUGUGCAAGCUGGAGCACCGGCUGCUGGCCGACGCCGAGCUGGUCCACGAGCGCCUGCUGUUCCUGCACCUGCUGGAAUGGUUCAACUUCCCCUCGGUGCCCAUGAAGGAGGAGGUGCUGACGCUGCUGCAGCGGCUGGUGAAGUUUCCUGCAGCUGUCCAGCAUCUGGUCGACCUCGGUGCAGUGGAGUUCUUCUCCACGCUUCGUCCUCACGUGGAGCCCAGCCUGCAGGCGGCCAUCGACGGCAUUCUGGAUGGGCUGUUCAUCCUUCCCUCGGAAACGCCUGUGCUCGACCCUGCCCCUGCCCCUGCCCAGGCCAACCCAACCGAACUGUCACAGCAACCUGUAACGUUAACAGGAUAUUUUCCCCAGGACAGAAGUAGCGCCCAGCAGAUGGAAAUGUCUUCACGACCGCCAGUGCAUCCGAGUGUGAAGUGCUUGAAGGUUUCCACGUUUCCUUGGCUCCCGCUGACGACGACAGACAGGCACGUCCUCUCCUCCAACGAGAGUUCCUUAAGAAGUGGCAACCACACGUUAAUAUGGAAUACCUGCGAGUUACUGAAGGACGUUAUCAUGCAAGAUUUUCCUGCCGAGGUUUUCCUUCAAAGGCCAAAAAUUGUUCAAAGCCUGUUGUCUCUGUUGAACCUGGCUCCCGGAGGGGAUGGAGCGCACCGCCUGGCGCUGCAGUCCGUGUCCUGCUUGCAGCAGCUGUGUGUGUGUUUAAGGAACAGACUCAACUUUCACCGGGAUCCAGGUUUUUUCUGUAAUAAACAAGACACGGUUUCCCAGAAUUCCUCCUUGUCUUACUGUCAGGAAGGCCGAGGCACUCACGCCUCCCGGAAUCCUUCCCCAGGAAGCAGCAGCCCGCGGCCCUCCGUGCUCGGGCGCACAGGCCAGCGGGCCCGAGGGGACGGCCAGGACUGGGAUGCCGCCUCCUCCAGUGGUGGCAGCAGCCAUGCUCCCGUCAACUCCAGGACCUCUGCCCAUUCCCCUGUGGACAUCGGACACGUGGACCUGCCGGAGCUGGAGCCUGAGGACACGCUGGAACUGCGCUUCCGGCAGCUCGGCCUGCCUCAGUUCUGUGUCUCCGUUCUGGAAGCGGCACUUCCUCUUUUGAAAACAGGAAGUAGACAGAUGAUAAUUAGAGUGCUGGAAUUGCUUGCGGAAGAUCUGACUCUUAUUGGUGAAGCAAUUUCAUCAGAUAUUUGGGAUGACAACAGCCUUUUUGCUAUAGACAUGAGAGAGAAGCUGCUCCGGAUCUUGGGGUCUCUUGGAGAGAUACUGUGCUACCACAGAGGCGGUGGCAGUGUGCAGCGCCCGCAGCCCGUGCUGCUGCAUCACCGGAUGGCCUACGUCAGCACCGCGCUGGUGGCAGUGCGCAUGCUCCAGAUACUGGUCCCUGUGGAGAAGGCAAGUGAAGUUCUCCCCGAGCCUAUGUCAGCAGCAUUAUUUCUUCUUUCUUUGGACAUGCCUGUUUCUUUGGAGUACCCAAAUAUUCACGAAACUGUUGUGGCUUAUUUGGAGCAGCUGAAUUCAGAAGGUUACAGUAUUUAUAAGCGAACUGCAGAGGCUGUUUAUUCGAUUGAAUGUACAUGUAGUUUCCUAUCUGAGAUUGGGAAGGAGGGAGACAAGAAUCUCUUGGAAUUAGUGGAGCUGGCAGACCAAGCCUUGCGUACCUUCUCCUAUCAUCAGCACUUCCCCCUCAUAAAGGAAAUCCUCUGUAUUUGUUCAAAGAUCUGGAAAUCGGCCCAGGCCAGUCCGCUCCUGCAAGGAGAAAGUCAGAAGGUGCUUCUGCGCAUGCUGUCUCACCCAGUGCCACAAGUGAAAGCUGAAACCUACCGUGGCUGUCUGGAGAUUGUUAAGGAAUGUUUAGGUGUCCAUAAUGUCACAAAACCUGUGUCUUCACUUUGUAAUGGGAUUAAUUUUCUACUUCAUCCGAAAGUUCUGUAUGAAAUCUCUGCAUUUGGUAUGCAAGAACCCCAAAAUGAGGUGAGUGCUGCUGCCAAGGCGAUUCUGCUGUAUCUGCUGCAGGGCCGGCUGAUGAUGACAGCGCUGACCUGGAGCAGGUUUAUUGAGUCGCUCUGUCCAGUCAUUCCGGUACUACAGGGCUAUGCUGACACAGAAGACCCUCUGGGGAACUGCAUUCUCUUGCUGAGCAAGGCAGGUCCGGAGGCUGGGGAGGAGCUUCUGCCUGGGACCACCCGGUUAAAGUCUGUGCUGCGGCUUCUGCUUGUGAAAAAGCCCUCGGUGCGUUCACUAGCGUUAAAGCUUUUAGCGUUCCAUCUUACCAGUGAAGAAGGGGCUGACACAAAACGCCCGGCCAUAGAUGCCAGAGUUCUUUCCAGGGUUACUAACUUAUUUAUUGUGAAAAAGCCCAUUGAACUCAAAUUAGAUGACAGAAGAGAACUGGUUAUUAAGUUGGAGAUGGUUGAAAAGGUUUAUGAAAUUUUCACCUCAGAUGAUGUGGAUGUUCUCUUGAGAAAGUCAGCUGCAGAACAGUUGGCUGUCAUCAUGCAAGAUAUUAAAAUGCAUACUGUUGUUAAAAAGUUAUGCUUAAUUGACAAGAUAAUUGGGUACUUAAGUGAAUGUGUGGGUCAACAUGGGAAGGUGAUGGAGUGCUUGGUCCAGCCGUGCCUCACGCUCCUGAGGAAGGUUUUGUGUGCUGAUGCAGUUGUGCGUGUCUCCCUCUCGCAGCAGCCUUCUCUCUUGAUCCUGUUAUUCAGAGUUUCCUUGAUAUUUCAUGAAGACUGUACUGUUGUGACUGAAGUUGGAGCAUUGCUUUGUCUUUUGUUAUUUGAUGAAGUAUCAAGAAUGGAUAUGUGGUCUGUGGAUCCUGCCACUAAACCUUCCUCGUCAACAGCCUUCAGUUUGCCUGUUUCAGUUUUCAGAAGGUAUCAUCUCCCUGUGUGUGUAGUUGGCCACCAUGCUGUGAGUCCUUACGCCAUGGUUUUGCCAUUAUCUGCUGAUUGUUUGGCCUUGAAACCCGUAUCAGACAUGCUGCGAGUAGCUUGGAACCUGUCGUGGUAUCAUGGGUGUGAUAAUUUGUUGAAGCAUGUGAACUCUGGAGCAGAAGUCCCGGAGUUUUUAGAUGACUUGAAGCUAUCUGCAGAGGACAUCCUUUGCCUGAAGGUGACACACGUGGCCAGUGGGCUGCAGGACUGCCUGCACUGCAUUGUUCAGGCUACAGCCCACAGGGAGGUCAGAGCUGCUGUUGCUAGGAUGGAUUUUUAUCUUCUGAAUGACAGACUGACUGUACAGGGUGGCGCUGGCUCGUGUGGGCCUCCCUUGAAGUCCUUGGCUUGGCAUACUGCCCUGAACAGAUUUUUACAAGUGCUUCCUGCUUGCACUGAAGAUGAGAAACUGCUCAUAGAUAUCAUACAUUUCUUAAACAAGUUAAUGAAGGAACAAAGCAAAAAUCUGUCAGUAGAAGUUCUGAACUGGAUUCUGGAAUUGCUUCUGAGACAUAGCUCAAAUCCGCUCUUGGAGCUGCUGGUUCUGACGGAGUCGCAGGCUGGGGAGCAGGCCGACGACGUGAGCACUGCGGUCAGGCAGCAGCUGCAGAAGGAGCUGAUCGCAUUCUUCAGUACCUUGCUGCUUAGCUUCAUGGCCGUCACUGACAGGAAGUGCCUGGAACUUCUUUAUGCUUUCCAAACCCAGCUGGCUCUGAAGCUGCUCCAGUGUCUGAGAGUCACGGACGCCCCUCGUUUCUACGGGCUGCCUUCCCUGGAGCGCACCUUGCGAGGCGUGGCCCACCUCACCUCGCUCCCCGGCUGGAGCUCACACUCCCCGCUCACAAAGCCACUCGACGUUUGCGUGAAGUACUUGUCUGGUCUCCUGGAAGUCAUUACUUCCUUUUAUGUGGAGCGUGGAGGAAAUGCCAUGUCCUUCAUGGGCAAAGGGGUCACCAAGAGCACCGUGCUGUGCUUGCUGCACUUGUCACAUGAGAUGAUGAACCAGGCUCAGAGCUCGGAGUGGAUGUGUCUUUGGUUCUUGCCUUUAGGUAGUCCCAGUGAAGACCAGGCUGCUGCCCAGCAAGGUCUGACGUGGCUGGUUCCACUGUGGGUUGAUCGGGAUCCAGAGGUGAGGUUCACUUCUCUGGCCUUGGGAGCAGCCCUGACCACCCUGGACGCGGGCUGUGUGGCCUUGGCGAGCAGCUGUCAGAACAUAUCGGGCGGGCUCUGGGGGACGGUGCUCAGCAUUCUCCUGGACCAGUCGGAAUGCAGCAUGGUGCGUCGCGAGGCUGCGUUUAUUCUUCAGAAUCUGCUUGUAAUCCCAAUGCCUACAGAAACGAUAAAGGAUUAUACUUGGCAGGGCCCCUGUGUCCAUGACGAGGACUCUGGUUUGUCACUUGUAGGAAAACCUGCCCUUCAGGCACUUUUGUAUCACUGCCAUUUUUAUGAACAUUUGAAUCAGAUGAUAAAACAUUGUUAUGUUGGACAAUAUACAUUUGAUUUGAAUUUUUCUGCUUUUGAUGGAACUUCAGAAGGCAAUGACUUAAAUGGUUUAGAUGACUCCUUGAAGUUCUGGAACGCUCCAUCCAGGAUGUCCAGUCAAGAUCGUGAUCCCAGUUCUGUGUCCACCGCAGAAACAAUGGUGGCACCUUCACUGGGUAGUGCCGAAUUUGAACCGCUGAAUCCACCAGCAGCACUUCUAGCCGAACCCGCCCAUGGCCAGUUUGCACCUCAAGAUCAGCAUGAGAUUGCGUCACCGCAUCCGCCUCACGACUCGUCGUUUUCUGCUCCCCUACCCAAACACGGUGGUUUUGUUACUCCUGCCCUUCUGUCAGCAAUGUGCGGCCUCUUAGACAACCUUUUGGCCAUCGCCCCAAGAGACACUGCAGAUGCCCUUCGACAGGCCCAUCUCAUGGAGUUGCUCUGUGGUGUUGUGGAAGCUUCUCUCAUCGAGGCGUGCGUGCAGGACCUGCAGGCGCUGUUGCCUUCGUCGCCGCCGGCGGAGCACACCCAGGCUCAGGCUUGCUUUCUCUUGGAAUACCUGUCCUCGUUGUCCAGGCUUCUGCAGUCAUCUUUGUUGGUAGAUCCUGACCUUGUGAUCCAGGACAAAAUUCUGAAGCCUCUUAUCGCCAAUGUGAUUGGAGUUCUUACAAUAUGCAUCAAAGGUAUGUUGGAUCAGCAGAAUGUAGAGCUAGUACCAACUAUUUGUCACACGUGGACUCACUUGUUGAAUUUUCUGGCCACACUGCUGAGGAAAGCUGGUGCCGUGUGUCUCCCUGCUCUGACUGUGGCUCUGGCAGAGAACUGGGCGGAAAUGCUUGAUAUGUUCUGCACAUGUGUGGACCUGUCUGUGAUGUCCCCUGCUCUGUACACUGCUGGCCUGCAGUUCCUUUCAGUUCUUUUAACUGAAGAAGCAAAAAGUUAUCUUCAGAAUAAGGACAAAAGAAAUCAUUCCCACAGCCCAACAAUGGUCUCACUUCUUGAUAAAACUCAAGAAAAUCAGAAACGUGUGGAACGAUUGAAUGAAGUUAUUCUUAAGUGCUAUGCAGGAAAAUCCAGCAAGGACAGCCUGCGGAGGGUUGCUGCCAACGCGCUGAUGUCGCUGCUGGCCGUCAGCAGAAGAGCGCAGAGACAUGCUCUCAAAGCUAAUUUCAUAGAGGAUUGUGUGGGGCAGCUGAAGCAGGUCCAUGCACAGCUGAGCCUGGAUUCUCUCAGGCCUGGGAAAGCAGCACUGAAAAAAAAGGAGGAUGGUUUGAGUAAAGAGUUGAGUGUUACCAUGCAGCUCCUGAGAAACUGUCUUUAUCAGAAUGAAGAAUGUAAAGAGGCAGCACUCAGUGCUCACCUUGUCCCUGUGCUGCACUCUCUCUGGCCUUGGCUUUGGAUGGAUGAUUCACUGAUGCAAAUUGCCUUGCAGCUGCUUUGUGUCUAUACUGCCAAUUUUCCAGCUGGUUGCAGUUCUCUCUGCUGGUCGAGUUCUGGACAGCACCCUGCUGCAGCUGCGCACAGAGGAGCCGCCAGCAGCAGCCUGAUGCUCUGCAUCUUGAAGCUGGCUUCCCAGAUGCCCCUGGAGAACAGCACCUUACAGCAGAUGGUCUUCAUGUUCCUUUCCAACCUGGCCUUGUCUCAUGAUUGUAAAGGGGUCAUUCAGAAGAGUAACUUCUUACAGAACUUUCUGUCUCUGACGUUGCCAAAAGGAAGCAGUGGACAUCUCAGUAACCUGACGGUGCUGUGGCUGAAGCUUCUCCUGAACAUGUCGUCCGGGGAGGACGGGCAGCAGAUGAUCCUGAGGCUGGACGGCUGCCUGGACCUGCUCACGGAGAUGAGCAAGUACAAGCACAGGACCAGUCCUUACAUACCGCUCCUUAUUUUUCAUAAUAUUUGCUUCAGUCCUGCUAAUAAACCCAAGAUCCUGGCUAAUGAGAAAGUCAUUACUGUGUUAACAGCCUGUCUGGAGAGUGAGAAUGCGAAUGCGCAGAGGAUUGCGGCGGCUUCGCUGUGGGCUCUGAGUUACAAUUAUCACAAGGCAAAAACAACUUUGAGGAAUCCAUCAAUAAAAAGAAGAGUGGAUGAAGCAUAUUCUUUAGCAAAGAAAAACUUCUCAGACUCAGAAGAAAACUCCCUAAAUGCCUAUUAUUUGAAAUGCCUUGAAAACCUUGUGCAACACCUCAACUCUUCCUGAGAGCUGAGAGAUAACCCUGAGGCUGACGACCACGCCAGGGAGCUGAACUUGAGGCCAGCACUGUGCAGUGACUGUUUCCUGAAGAUACACAUGACUGGCAGGUGUUGAGCCCCCUUUUCCCUAUGAAAAAUAGAAUGGGCACCGAGGAGAGGAGCAGAAUUGGUGACAGCCAACUUUGUUCACUCCUGGCAUCUCUAAACGUGAGAGCAGCAAGCAGGAGGUUAUGUAAGAUGGGUAGAAAGUUUUGGGAACGUAAAACAUUUUUAAACUUGUCUAUGCAGUCUUUUUUAAAACCCUAUUUAAGUUAUUUAAGAAAAUAUUUUUAGAAACUGAAAAUUUACUAAUUGCUUGCAGACUGUUUUCAACCUUAUGAGUGUAAUUUUAGAAAUUGAAGGAAAACAUGUUCUUUUUUGUCUUUUAAAGAAUUUUGCCGUGUAAUUUGGCCGUUGCCAAAGCAAAUCCUUCGAUUUCAAACUUGUAUUGCAUUCAGCGUUUUCAUGAAGGAAUGUGUUUCUGUGCAUAUAAAUUUGUGAGUAGCUGCCUCACUCAGUUCUCAGUGCUGUUGUCUUUCUGAGUCAUUUGUAAAAUAGUUACAUUUGCGGUUUUCCGCUUGGAGCUUCUGGUAAACAAGAAGGUAGUAGAGUUGUGGUCCUGCAGGCCUGCAUUCCAGUUCUAGCUCAGUCCUAAACAGAAUGAACAGCAAAAGCAGGAAGUAUUGGAGGAACAAGUUCUGUGACUACUGCAUUUCCAACUGGCCAGCGCGCAGCUGUGAACCCAGUACUGGGACUGAAUUCAAGUGCUUUGACAGCCUUCUCAAACGUGAAGGAAUCUGAAAUGCAUAACAUUUUUGAGCACUAAUUUACGUAUGGUUGCAUAGAUGUGAUCAUUCUUAAGUACAGAACAAAAGCAAAAAUAGACAAGAGGGAUUCUGUAAGCCAGGAGGCUCCUGUGCAGGAAACACUCAACCUGCAUCGGAUAAAGGAUUAACAUGCAGAUUAUAUAGAAAGCUCAAGAAGCUCAAAGCAAGCAGUCCAGCCAGGAAAUGGGCAGGGAACAAGAAUAGAAUUUUUUUAAAGCAUAAAUUCCAAAUAGCAAACAGACACAUGAAAAAAUGUUCAGGAUUACUAAUCAUGAGGGAACUGCAAAUAAAAAACAUAGUGGGUUAUCACCUCACUCCAGUUAAAAUAGCUGUUAUCCAGAAAUCAAAAAAACAAAUGCUAGUGAGGUUGUAGAGAAAAAGGUGCCCUAAUACACUGUUGGCAGGAAAUUGUGAAAAACACUAUGGGAUUUCCUCAGAAAACUAAAAAUACAUUUAUCAAAUAGCACAGCUAUUCCACUCCGAGAAUAUUCUUAGAGGAAAUGAAAUCAUUUGAAAGAGAUAGCUGCAUUCCCACAUUAACAGCAGCUCAGUUCACGGUGCCAAAGAGAUGGAGCCAACCUAAAUGUCCAAUAAGGCAGGUUUGAAUAAAGAAAAUGUGUGCGUAAAUGAUGGAAUAUUGCUCAGUCACAAAACAAGAAUGAAACCCCCACUUCUGCCACAAAAUA
This is a messenger RNA of Ochotona curzoniae (black-lipped pika), 8422 nucleotides long. RefSeq names its product rotatin (gene RTTN). The record is from RefSeq and is a predicted model, not a curated record. Gene Ontology annotation, cellular component: centrosome; ciliary basal body; centriole. Bases 173 to 6877 code for a protein of 2234 amino acids. Lineage: Eukaryota; Metazoa; Chordata; Mammalia; Lagomorpha; Ochotonidae. The transcript has 49 exons. Gene Ontology annotation, biological process: centriole replication; centriole-centriole cohesion; ciliary basal body organization.